Guillardia theta CCMP2712 is the source of this 1218-nucleotide messenger RNA. RefSeq lists its product as hypothetical. Gene Ontology annotation, molecular function: protein binding. The transcript has 9 exons. Gene Ontology annotation, cellular component: nucleus. NCBI's taxonomy places the organism in Eukaryota, Cryptophyceae, Pyrenomonadales, Geminigeraceae. The record is from RefSeq and is a predicted model, not a curated record. Bases 1 to 1218 code for a protein of 405 amino acids.
AUGAGCGCGUCUUCGAGCGUCAUGUUUGUUGAGAUGGAUGAGAGCUGCGAGGUCCGUGAAAGGACAGAUGUCGGAGGACGACGAGGAGUGUUUGCGACUCGUGACAUCUCGCCUGGAGAGGUUGUGGUAGCCGAGGCCCCUCUCGUGCCUUACCUUUCAGGAAAGUCCGAGACAGAGGACCACGUUCACAUCUUUCUGGCAAAGGAAGUCCUCAGGCAUCAGGACCGUGACUCGGUGCUAGAGCAAAUGAAACCAUUGUAUCCUCAGUCUAUGGACGACCUGGAGGAAUCCGUGUACAAGAGGGCAAAGAAAGUUCACGCGGACUCAGUUGAUACCCUCGUGGACUAUCAGAACGAGCCGAAGUUGGAGGAGAAGGACGUGUUUUGUCUGCUGUUGAAGAUCUGCUUCAACGCCUUUGAGGGAGGAAUCUGUAUCAAGAAGUCUAUGUUCAAUCACCGGUGCUUGCCGAAUUGCAUGACUUUCAGCCCGGGGGAGAGAGUGAACGGUCAGACGGGACAGAAAACCUAUUCCAAGAUGUCCGAGGUGGUUGCGACGAGGGCAAUCAAACAGGGGGAGGAAAUCUUCAUCUCGUACCUUUACCCACUGGAGCAAUCGUUUGCUGCGCGUUCUAAGAAAUUUGAAGCGCAACAUUUCUGCAAUCUGAAUGAAUCGCCAUGGCCUGUGGAGAUGGAGAGUUUCCUCUUCGAGGAUCAGGAGGGGUUCGAUAGAGAGGCAGUAGUAGAAGACAUGGGAUACAUCGAACAGUCUUGUGAAAAACUUGACGAGAUGCUUGAGGGCAACCAAGUCAGCCACAAGUUUGCGUUGAAGCAGCUCAAGAGCGAGAAGGUUGAGGCCGAACAGAUUCUUCAUCCCCACCAUCUUGUAAUGUGUCGCAUCAACAACAUGAUUGUCAGGAGUGCGCAUGAGAUCGCAAGUUCCCAGAAGAAUCCCAACCCAGCACUGAUCGCGUUGAUCCUUCGCUGCAGCUCUGAGCUACAGGACUCGCUCGGGAAGGCCCUGGGCUCCGACCAUUGUGACCUCGCCCGCAUCCUGUGCGACAUUCAAGUCGCCUUGGAGUUCAUGAUGCAGGCGGCGCCCGAGUUACUUUACGCCUCGUUCCCUGAGAAGUACGGAUCAUGGCAGAAAGCUUCGAAAGCAGAAUAUGCCUGUCAGAAAGAGUUUAAGCGAAUUUCCUCUUUGUAUGAUACAAAACCUUAA